Molecule: messenger RNA, 684 nt
Organism: Linderina pennispora
Lineage: Eukaryota; Fungi; Kickxellomycota; Kickxellomycetes; Kickxellales; Kickxellaceae
Exons: 6
Coding region: 1-684 (227 amino acids)
Source: RefSeq, a predicted model, not a curated record
AUGCUGACCAUCGUCGAAGCGACCGAGAUCGAUGACCCGGCAAUUCGACACCAGAAGUGGCCGCAAUCAGUCAUCAUCGAGGCCGAGCUUGAAGCAGGAGCAACAGCCGAAGUAGUGGCCGGAGCAGCAACUGAGGGGGCAGCAGCCAAGGUAGAAUCCGGGGCAGCAGCCGAAAAGCCGGAGCAGCAACCAGAGGUCGACGCUGGAGCAGCAACAGAGGUCGAUGCUGGAACAGCAACAGAGGUCGAUGCUGGAACAGCAGCCGAAGUCGAUUCGGCAACAACUGAAGUCGACGCCGGAGCAGCAACCGAGGUUGACGCCGGAGCAGCCGAGCUCGACUCAGCAACAACCGAGGUCGACGCUGGAGCAACCGAGCUCGACUCAGCAACAACCGAAGCAACAACCGAGGUCGACGCCGGAGCAGCAACUGAGGUCGACUCGGCAACAACUGAAGCCACGGCAGGAGCAGCCGAGCUCGACUCGGCAACAACUGAAGUCACGGCAGGAGCCGCAGUGCUGAGCAGCCGAGCUGGAUCCACCGCAGCCGAGCUGGAAUCGGCUGACGCCAAAGUAGCCGGCGACACAGAGCUCUCAACUGAGUCAGUAUCAGCACGCACGGCAGCACCCGAGGUGGAAGCAGCCGAGACUGACGAAGAGGCGGCGGACACCGACGAGGCAACCUGA